CCGGAAGUAGCCGGGCCCUUAGCGAUGGGACCCAGCAAAGCGGAAGUCGCUCCGUGAGGCAGUGGCGACAGCGGCGGCGAGAGGAUGAACAACAAGUUCGACGCCUUAAAAGAUGAUGACAGUGGAGACCAUGAUCAAAAUGAAGAAAACAGCACACAGAAAGAUGGUGAGAAGGAAAAAACAGACCGAGACAAGAGCCAGGGCGGUGGCAAGAGGAAGGCUGUUGUCCCUGGACCAGCAGAACAUCCCCUGCAGUACAACUACACCUUUUGGUACUCUAGGAGAACCCCUGGCCGCCCCACCAGUUCACAGAGCUAUGAGCAGAACAUCAAGCAGAUUGGCACCUUUGCCUCUGUGGAGCAGUUCUGGAAGUUUUACAGCCACAUGGUACGUCCUGGGGACCUGACAGGCCACAGUGACUUUCAUCUCUUCAAAGAAGGGAUUAAACCUAUGUGGGAGGAUGAUGCAAAUAAAAAUGGGGGCAAGUGGAUCAUUCGACUUCGGAAGGGCUUAGCUUCCCGUUGCUGGGAGAAUCUCAUCCUGGCCAUGCUUGGGGAGCAGUUCAUGGUUGGGGAGGAGAUCUGCGGGGCUGUGGUCUCUGUCCGCUUUCAGGAGGACAUUAUUUCUAUAUGGAAUAAGACUGCCAGUGACCAAGCAACCACAGCCCGAAUCCGGGAUACUCUUCGGCGCGUGCUUAACCUACCUCCCAACACCAUUAUGGAAUACAAAACUCACACCGACAGCAUCAAGGACAAUUCAAGCUUUCGAAAUACAAAAAUCACAUUGUGAAAGCGCACAAGCUGGCAGUAAUCCUUUUCUGUUUGUGUGUCUGUCUGAAUUGGAUGCGAGGCUCAGGCAGCUCUUCUGUCUGUUCACUGAAGGGGUGUACCUAAGCCACGUGCUCCCCUUCUGCACUCGUUCCUGGAACAUGGACUCUGCUAGACACCUUCCAGCAUUGCUGACCUUAUAAGCGAGAAGAAUGGGAAUAUGUGACUAUGUAACAGACAAACACUUUAAGUGCAGUUCUGUGCGGGAGUGCAGCUGUCUUCUUGCUGUGUACUCUCCAGGUGCCUCUUGGCAUCCUGCUGUGUGAAGGACUUGAUGACUGACCACACCUCUGUGCCCUGUGCUGGGUCUGAGCUGAACGUUAUCAGUAUUAUGAAUGCUUGCACAUCCAGGAACAGCCUCUGCAUAGAGCUGAAGAGAACCAAAAGCCUCUUCCAGCUCUACUGUUAAGUUAUUGUGUGUUCCUCUCCCCUAAGCCCACCACCACUUUGAACAUGUGUUAAGAUAUGAUGACAGCCUAGGAUUCUGUGUCCUUUGCGCCUUACACCUCCAGUGGGACUCUUCUUAGGCACUGCAGCACUUAAGUCGUGAUCCCGGGCAGCACAGGUUUGCUGAGGAAGCAUCUGCCCUGUAAGACAAGCUGGAGAAGGAUGCGGUUCAGUCAGAAGCCAGCUCAUAGUGCAGGUCCCACGUGUGGGGUUGGGGCUGAGGGCAGUGACUGGAACCAGCCUCCCAUGUGAGCAGGACUUGUGUGCUGGGCACGCUCUGUGGGGCAUGUCUGUCAUGGAGGAGGAAGCAAUGGCUGUUUAGUGCCACAUUAAAACUGUAGGUCCCACAGUGCUGAAAUGAAUAACUGAAGAAAUGGCAGCCUUGCUGAAUGCUUCAUUUGAUGGCUGUGUCUGUCAGCUGUGGUUGGAAAAGACUUUUGGUCCUUGACACCUGGAUGUAGACAAAUUGUCCAGAUCCUUCAAUGCCCAGAAGGCUUCUACAGGCAUGUCUUAAUCAGAGAGGCUGACCUUGGGAGCCUGAGGCCAGAGAGGUCAAAAGAGCACCCACGAUCAAGGAAGAAAUGGGCAGCUGCAGCAGCUUCAAGUGCUCUGUGCCGGGCUCCUGGGAGCCAAGAUGGCAGUACCUUAAAUUAAGGCCUCUGUUUAAAGCAUAUCCCUGAAGCCUGGGUGGGGUUCCUUGGCCACAGGUCUCAGGAACUCUAAAGGUAACAGCAUCUCCUUGUAUCCAUCCUACUCUUCCAGCUUCCCAGCUCCUGCCCCUCCAGUCGCUGUGUCUGGGGAUGCCUUGCCCUGAAAGAACAGUACAGGGCCAAGAGGGAAGGUGUUUCCGCUGCGGGUGAAGCCAUCUGAGAAGAAAGUCCAACAGCAAUCGAAGCUCCAGGAAUCUGAAGAAUGCAUUCUGGGGUGGUUGUGAAGGGCUCAGCAACACCAGAGCAUCAUUGGCUGUCAAGGAUGCGAAGGCUCCUCUGGAGGCUUGACUAAGCAGGAGGCCUCCACAUUUGCCUAUGCUCAUGUCGCCUUGAAAAUUCCAAAGAGCAGACAUUUGGACUUGCCUUCCUUUGGGGCAUCUCUCUGGUGUGUGUGUGUGUGUGUGUGUGUGUGUGUGUGUGUGUGUGU
This is a messenger RNA of Grammomys surdaster, 2411 nucleotides long. It is a transcript of the gene Eif4e2, whose product is annotated as eukaryotic translation initiation factor 4E family member 2. The transcript has 7 exons. Gene Ontology annotation, biological process: translational initiation. Gene Ontology annotation, cellular component: eukaryotic translation initiation factor 4F complex; cytoplasm. The coding region runs from base 85 to 789 and encodes 234 amino acids. Gene Ontology annotation, molecular function: RNA 7-methylguanosine cap binding; translation initiation factor activity. The record is from RefSeq and is a predicted model, not a curated record. NCBI's taxonomy places the organism in Eukaryota, Metazoa, Chordata, Mammalia, Rodentia, Muridae.